Molecule: messenger RNA, 528 nt
Organism: Mercurialis annua (annual mercury)
Lineage: Eukaryota; Viridiplantae; Streptophyta; Magnoliopsida; Malpighiales; Euphorbiaceae
Product: zinc finger protein KNUCKLES
Exons: 1
Coding region: 1-528 (175 amino acids)
Molecular function (GO): DNA-binding transcription factor activity
Source: RefSeq, a predicted model, not a curated record
AUGGCAGACCCAGCCAUCUUCAACUUCCUCAACGACCACCAACACAACAACACCAAACCCUUUACUUCUAAACCCCCAAGAAAGUCCAAUAUUACAACUCACCCACCACCCCAAUCCUCCUCCCGUCUCUUCCAAUGCCUUUACUGCCCUCGCAAAUUCUACACCUCCCAAGCUCUCGGCGGCCACCAAAACGCCCACAAGCGUGAACGCGCCGCCGCUCAUCGUAACCUAUCCCUCGACCCACCACCGCCGCCGCCAAUGCCUCGACUAGGUCAUCAUCAUCACCAGUAUUUUGCUUCGGAUUCUCUUGGUGUUGGAGCUCAUUCGCCAUUUGAUGAACAUUCGCAGUGCUAUUGGCUCGACCCGAACCAGACUCAGUUUAAUCCUGCUGAGUUCUAUGGUGAGCCGGUUAGUAAUACUUAUGAUGGUGGUGAUGUUAAUGCUGAUGAUUCUUUGUCUUUAUUUGGUCUUCGUGAUGUUGAUGGCGCUGAUCCUCCUGUUAAUCUCGAUCUUUCGCUUCAUUUAUGA